Molecule: messenger RNA, 1116 nt
Organism: Penicillium cataractarum
Lineage: Eukaryota; Fungi; Ascomycota; Eurotiomycetes; Eurotiales; Aspergillaceae
Product: protein-histidine N-methyltransferase
Exons: 3
Coding region: 1-1116 (371 amino acids)
Biological process (GO): peptidyl-histidine methylation, to form tele-methylhistidine
Molecular function (GO): protein-L-histidine N-tele-methyltransferase activity
Source: RefSeq, a predicted model, not a curated record
AUGGCGUUCAGCUUCGGCUUCUCGGGGGAUGACAUUGACAUGGAUGAUUCUGAGAUUAACAAUGGCGUACCAGAUGUGUUGCCUCCUAAGGACGCUACGAAUUCGCUUCCCGAGCUGGUGAAGCCCAGCAACCAUGAUAUCAAUGACUGGCUCUCAAUCCUCCCAUCACAAAUAUUCUACAACCGGCUCGCAAUCAGCGGUACACCCGUAGUCAUUGCACGUCGAGAAAUCUUCGACAUCCGCACUCAAUUGAUGGCCGAAGAUAGCGAGAACUACGACAAUGCCGAGCUCAUCGCCGGCCUUGAAGAAGGCGAUCUCAAGCCUAAUUUCUACGAGGGUGGCUUCAAGACGUGGGAGUGUGCUCUUGAUCUUGCCAAACUGGCUGCUGGGGAUAGCGAGAUCGUUGGCUCAUUGAGUGACUCUCAGAGUGAUGUUCAUAUUAUCGAGAUGGGUGCGGGUACUGCUGUGCCAUCGAUGACUUUAUUCGCUCAAAUCCUCGGCCAGACGGAGCUGGUGGAUGACGCGCCACGGUGCAAAGCACACUUUACUUUUGCGGAUUACAACGAUGCUGUGCUUCGUCUCGUUACGCUUCCCAAUCUGCUUCUGACAUGGCACAACAGCCGACCACAAACUGUCGUUGAACCUGCCGUUAGCGAAGAAGGUCCUCGCCGUGAGCAGGAUGAAGAGCUCGACAUUACGCCCGAGCUAGUGGAUGAGUUCAAGAACGACCUAGCCCGGCGUGGUAUCUCGAUUGAUUUCAUCUCUGGUGGCUGGUCUCCCGAAUUCGUGGAUCUGGUCUUUUCUCGUUCUAGCAGCGGCGAUUGCAAGACUCUCGUACUUGCAAGUGAGACUAUCUACUCACCAGCUACACUGGCCGCGUUCUCCGAGACCCUCUUGGCAUUGCUGCGCCGCUCUAGCACACCUGCAGCGAAGACUCGUGCCUUGGUCGCGGCGAAGAAGGUGUACUUUGGAGUUGGAGGUGGAGUUGACGAGUUCCUCGCCGUGCUCAAGACUGUCUGCGGAGAUGAAUUGCAAGUCCAGGAGAAGUUGGACGUGCAGUCAGAAGGAGUUGGCCGGGUAGUAUUGGAGAUCACGCCCUCUGCCAACGCCGUAUGA